UCGAUGGUUUUAUUUCUAACUGGGAUUUUAGGAUUUAUUCUUAACCGAAAAAAUAUUAUCCUAAUGUUAAUCUCCAUCGAAAUUAUGCUAUUAGCAGUAGUACUAUUAAUUAUCUUAAGUUCAUUUAGUUUUGACGAUAUUUUAGGUCAAACUUAUGGUAUUUAUAUUAUUACUAUUGCAGGAGCAGAAUCGGCUAUUGGACUAGGUAUUUUAGUUGCAUAUUAUAGAUUAAGAGGUAGUAUUGCUAUUAAAGCAUAA
This is a messenger RNA of Zychaea mexicana, 258 nucleotides long. RefSeq names its product NADH-ubiquinone oxidoreductase chain 4L/K. The transcript has a single exon. Gene Ontology annotation, molecular function: NADH dehydrogenase (ubiquinone) activity. The record is from RefSeq and is a predicted model, not a curated record. Lineage: Eukaryota; Fungi; Mucoromycota; Mucoromycetes; Mucorales; Lichtheimiaceae. Gene Ontology annotation, biological process: ATP synthesis coupled electron transport. The annotation marks the transcript as partial.